CAUAAACUAACCGAGAAAUGGGUAAAGGGUCCAACUUGCGGUUGCUAAGAUAAGCUCAGCCCUUCAGGCAUUUAUACGUGCCCAGCCACGCCAAUCGCCGGCGACGACGACGACACGAGGAAGGGGAAAGAACAAACACCAGGAGAGCAGCAAGGACACCUGACCUGGGGGCAGAGAUCGGCCGAAUUGAAGCAAGUUUCGUGUUGGUUAGGAGGUUUUCUACCUCUUUUCCCGUGAAGUUUGAGGUGUGUGUGCUCGGGAAAGAUGGCUCCUGGGAAAUCCAUGGAGAGGGCCAGUAGCUUCGCCAUGGCCUGCAGCCUCCUCAGCCGCUACGUCAGGGAGAACGGCGCCGCUGCCGGAGAGCUCGGCCUCGGCAUCAGAGCUGAAGCAGCGGAUGCACAGAGGACGCCGGCAGACGCAGAGAAGGGGGACGCCAGGAAGCAGACCAUGGACCUCUUUCCACAGGACGCUGGGUUCGGCACCGAGGCCGCAGCGCAAGAAGCCCCUGAUGCCAGGGAGAAAGAGAAGCACCAGCUGACUAUCUUCUAUGCUGGGAAGGUCCUCGUGUUCGAUGACUUCCCUGCUGAGAAGGCGAAGGACCUGAUGCAGAUGGCCGGCAGGGGUGCAUCCGUGGCUCAGAGCUCUGGCUCGCUGCCUUCCCCUGCAGUUGCAACCGUUACUGACAGCACUAAGGUCGCAGCUGUGCCAGCUGCACCAAUUCCUGUGGUCAGUGCCCAGAAGAAUGCAGCAGAUAUACCUCAGGCUCCGAAGGCGUCUCUUCGCCGGUUCCUUGAGAAGCGAAAGGACCGCCUUACUGCCAAAGCACCAUACCAAGGCUCCCCUUCAGAUGCUACACCUGUGAAGAAGGAGAUGCCGGAGAGCCAGCCAUGGCUCGGGCUAGGUCCUCAGACCGCCAACCCCGACCUGAGCCUGCGCCAGGAACGCAACCAGUGAUCAGUGAUCCAGCAUCACCAUCUUCAAAACCGCUAUAAGUAUACUCCUGUGACCAGAGGACAGGAUCACACAGAGUCUCACCAAUCAUGUGUUUGUGCUAGGGCUAUGAUUUCGCUGUGAUACUUUUCGCUCGGAUAGUCGAAUACAUAGGUGGUUUGGAUGUAAAGAAAGUAGCUGAUGAUGAAACGUGCAUGAGGAUUAUUACAGGUGCCGGGGCUGGUUUGUUGGCUGAUUAACCCGUGCCGACCUGACCCAUACUGUACCAUGGUAGAAAAAGGAAGAACCUGUGAUGUAGUUGCUAGAAACUCCUCCGUAUUUUGUUUCCGGGAUGUCCUGUCAUCCUGUGUCGUUUGGCUUUGGCACCGCCGCGUGCUACAGAGCUGGUGAUUGUAAAAGAGAUACAUGCCGUAUGAUCAUUUUACUUUUCAUCUUCAUGUUAAUACUCUUA
Molecule: messenger RNA, 1402 nt
Organism: Setaria italica (foxtail millet)
Lineage: Eukaryota; Viridiplantae; Streptophyta; Magnoliopsida; Poales; Poaceae
Product: protein TIFY 10a
Exons: 5
Coding region: 265-954 (229 amino acids)
Biological process (GO): regulation of jasmonic acid mediated signaling pathway; response to wounding; regulation of defense response
Cellular component (GO): nucleus
Source: RefSeq, a predicted model, not a curated record